Molecule: messenger RNA, 2239 nt
Organism: Aspergillus uvarum CBS 121591
Lineage: Eukaryota; Fungi; Ascomycota; Eurotiomycetes; Eurotiales; Aspergillaceae
Product: amino acid permease GAP1
Exons: 3
Coding region: 224-1996 (590 amino acids)
Biological process (GO): amino acid transmembrane transport
Cellular component (GO): membrane
Molecular function (GO): amino acid transmembrane transporter activity
Source: RefSeq, a predicted model, not a curated record
GUGCCUUUGAUUAGCGUGGCUCACCGCAGUGGCUCAGUAACACACAUUCACUCAUCGUAGCCUAGCACUCGACACGCCGGUUGCUUCUCUGCACAUUUACCAUCACCUUAUCUUGUUUCUUCUCCUUUGCUUCCUCGACCUCAACCUCCUUUUACUGAAGGUCUCUCUACUUGUGCAAUACCAUACCCUUUUUUUACCCUUUCAUCGAUCCACAUCAUCAGCCAUGGAGAAAGAUUUCAUGGAGCCGAAAUAUGAAUCCAAACCCGAGGCCUCCUCGGCCGCCGACCCUCCGCCGUCCUAUGGAGAGACCGAGACAACUAAAGGAAGUUUUGGCCAAAGAAUCUGGGACAGUUUCAAGAGAGAUCCUAAUGCACAAGUAUCGGCCGCCGAACACUCCGGUGCCGAUGGAUCGUCAUACGAUAUCGAGGAAGCUGCACGGAAGACUGCUCAAUCCCCCCUGCAGCGCAAGCUCAAAGGCCGUCACCUUCAGAUGAUCGCUAUCGGUGGCUCAAUUGGUACUGGUCUCUUCGUCGGAUCCGGAUCAGUGUUGGCUGCGGGUGGACCUGCAUCAGUUCUGAUUGCUUAUGCGUUGAUCGGCUGCAUGCUUUACUGUACCGUGCACGCGCUGGGUGAAAUGGCCGUUCUGUUUCCUGUCGCUGGUUCCUUCUCCCACUACUCCACUCGCUUUAUCGAUCCCGCCUGGGGUUUCGCUAUGGGUUGGAACUAUGCUCUGCAAUGGUUGGUGGUCCUGCCGACCGAAAUCGUCGCUGCUUCCAUGACCGUCAACUACUGGAAUUCGAGUAUCUCGAGUGCUGCUUGGGUCGCCAUCUUUUGGGUCUUGAUCGUUGCAAUCAACCUAUUCGGUGUCAAGGGCUAUGGAGAAGCUGAGUUCGUCUUCUCAAUUGUCAAGGUCCUUGCGGUUAUUGGCUUCAUCAUCCUCGGCAUCAUUUUGGAUUGUGGUGGUGGCCCCAACGGUGGCUAUAUCGGUGCACGCUAUUGGCAUAACCCAGGCGCUUUCCACAACGGAUUCAAGGGUCUUUGCAGUGUCUUCGUCAAUGCCGCCUUCGCCUUCGCCGGCACUGAGCUUGUUGGUCUUGCGGCAGCCGAGACCGCCAAUCCUCGCAAGUCCCUCCCGACUGCCAUCAAGCAAGUGUUCUGGCGUAUCACCCUGUUCUAUAUCUUGUCGCUUCUGAUGGUCGGCUUGCUGGUCCCUUACACCGAUGACAUGCUUCUUAGCGGGUCAUCCAGCGCCGACGCUAAGGCAUCGCCCUUCGUUAUCGCCAUCAAGAACGCCGGUAUAUCUGGAUUACCCUCUGUCAUGAAUGUUGUGAUCAUGAUCGCCGUGCUGUCAGUUGGUAACGCCUCGGUCUACGGUUCCUCGAGAACGUUAGCAGCCCUGGCUGAACAGGGACAAGCCCCCAAGUUCCUGGGUUAUAUUGACCGUAAGGGUCGUCCUCUCUGGUCUCUUCUGAUCGCUUCGUCGCUGGGUGCACUUGGAUUCUUGGCCGCAUCUUCGAAGCAGUCCGAAGCGUUCUCUUGGAUGAUGGCGAUUUCUGGUCUCUCGUCCAUCUUCACUUGGGGUUCAAUCUGUUUGUGCCAUAUCCGCUUCCGUCGUGCUUGGAAAAUACAGGGGCAUAGUUUGAACGAACUCGCCUUCCGGUCUCAACCUGGAUUGAUCGGAUCCUGGGUCGGCUUCGCUUUCAACUGCCUGGUUUUGGUAGCCCAAUUCUGGGUUGGAUUUGCGCCUACCGGAUAUGCGAGCAUGUCGGCCUCGGCCUUGGUUGAAAACUUCUUCUCGGCCUACCUCGCCGCGCCUGUUGUGCUGGUGUUCUACAUUCCUUACAAACUGUGGUACAAAACUCCCUUUAUCCGCGCCAAAGACAUGGACCUUCAAACCGGUCGCCGUGACUUGGAUAUUCAAUAUCUCAUUGAGCAGGAGCAGGCCGAACAGGUGCAGUGGCCAGCUUGGAAGAAGGUUUACAAGGUUUUCUGUUAGGUUGCAGUGUUGCCAGUCAGACAUUGGACUUCCAUGGGCGCCUUAAUAUGAUGAUAUGAUAAUACCUUUUGUGCCUGAAACUUGUGUACCAUAGCGAUAAUGUUCCUUCCCCUCACUUCAGACCAGAGCAUCUGGUGCGUCUCGGUGUUUAAACCAUCUUCAUGGUCAAAUACAACUCGACUCGAAACAACAUCUUGCGCAUUGUACAUGGGAAUAUGUAUACAUGUCUGUAAGCUGUAGAAG